UGACCUAUACGCAUUCCGCCUACACAUUCAGGGCCGCCAUCAGGAACUUUGGGGCCCCGUACAAGGCCCCCCCCAUGAACACAAGUACAAGGUGCCAGUAUUUUGGCCCCCGCUACACAGAAGCUUGCAGAAACAAAACAAGUGAACAAUGCAGCCAGAGCCAAUAAUCCUACACCAGGGAAUUGCUAUGAAAUCCCCCCCUGAGAUGUUCUUCCUCCGCCUGAAUAUGUGGAAGGAGAGAUUUUUUAUCCUAUGGAAGAAUUCCGAGUUCGAGUGUAACCUGGUUUAUUACGCGACAGACGGGACACGAAAGAGAAAGGGGGUGAUACCCAUCCGGGAGAUCAAAGAUAUCAUGAAGGGCCCAUCCUGCGACGCGGCCAAUAUCGCCCCCAUCCUGAUGCUGCACCUGUGUGACCCCGACAAUGUGCUGCUCGUUAUGACGAAAUGUCGGAAAUAUUAUCUGAUUAACAACGAUCAAGAGGAGAUAGAAGCUUGGUACCAGCACCUCAAAAUGGCCCGACUGUGGGAACAUCACCCCCAAGAACCUUCCCUCUCAACUCCUGUGCCAGAGACCAACCAGAAUGUAAAUCCUGCUCUUGGGGGCAAUUUGGGGCAAGAAGAGAUUCCAUGUUCCCUGUGUAUUACGGCUGCUUGUUUGUCUCCCGCGCAGGAAGCCAGAAACCCCCCCGCACGUUGCCCCAACCUGUGUGAUCUAUGGGCCCCGUUACACAAGCAGAGCAUCCCGCGGGGCCACACCGUAAAGCAGGAGAGGCCAUGCACCUACCCCAGCGCUCAGAGGAAGACCGGCCACAGGAACAAUCGCUCAAACACCAACCCAGGAAACCUCGGGCGCCCCAUGUAUGGACCCCUAUUGCCAAUGUUAUCCAAUGCCUUUCAGAGCUCAGGGAAGGAGGCAGUCGGCGCGGCGCAGUCGGAUUCUGAUAGUGACACAAGCGAAUCGGACCCCCAGGAGAACAGCGAGCCUGACAGUGACCAGGAGCAGGGGAAACCCAUACGAGGAGCGAGUAUGAAAAAAAAUACCUUCCAGAAGAAAAAAGUGAUUGUGUCCACGGAGGAGCUGAAAAAACACUUUGAUGUUGGAGAAUGUUUAUACGUCAGGAAGUGGAAUCCCACCAGUGAUGCCGGGGACUUUAACCAGGGGGAUCUCAUUUACUCCAUCAAUGGCUUCAGGCUGAAUAGCCGCCAAAUGCUCUUCAACCUGCUGCGGUGCUGCACCGAAGAAGAGGUGACCCUCACCGUGCUCCGUAGCAGAAUGGCGCCUUUCUUCCACACAAUGGGCUGCUCCUGCACCCCUGACCCUAAUGCUGAGCUGUUCCAUUGACUUCCAUGGCUUGGGCGCCCCUAAAGGAGCCGAGGAAGCCAAGCUGGAUAUCCAUAGGCCCCAUCGCUGCGGGGUCUCUAGGGGGCAAGUCAGGCAGGAACAGCCUCCUUUAUCAACAUGGGACCAAGGCGACCGGUUCCGCUCAUUGUUACUCUCCUCUCUGUGCUGCUUCUUUGUCUGAGAAGAUCAUUUCUACAUCUGUUCUGAUUCUGGAAUAGGGUCGGAAGCCAUUUGGCCACUUUGGCCGGUAUUUAUUAUCAGCAAUGGAAUGGGGGAGGGAAAAAUGGGGGAAGUGGGUAACAACACAAAUGGUUAAAUACUAGUCCUCUCUAUCCUUAACCCUUUAUUAUCACUAAUUCAGCCCAUUGGGCCACUCUUACCGGCUGUGUGGAUCCAGCACUGAGCAAAGGAACCGGCGGAACCACAACUGUCUGCACUUGCACUUUUUGGUGGCGAUGAGCACAAGAGCUUGCACUUAAUCACUCAGGCAUUUGUAUCUCGUUAUCCGUUUACACUAUAAAGCCGAUGAUACAAAGAUUGUUUUACAUAUAUUCAUAGUUUCCAUGCAGCCUUGCAGCAGUGUGGUAAAGCGAGCGCCUAUACACAGAACUCAAUGUUGCCCAAUCCUUUUGGAGCAGAACCAGGAACAUGGAACCCAUUGUAUCUGCCUUUCCUACUUAUUAUCAACUAUAAAGGUCCCACUGAGGGAACUGCUGUACCUACUCGACCCAUCUGAAUGUAUGAGGCGGAUUUUAAUUAAAUAAUCCCCAAUAUUUUUCUCUUUUAUAUAUAUAUAUAUAAAAAAAAAAAAUUUUAUUCUGAGCCGUAAAUAUAUCCUUGGGGUAAUGGCACGUGGGGCUGUUUCAGGUCUAAAAAAUAUCUAGAAUAUUUGUAUUUUUUUAUAAGAUUUAGGUCUCAUUUAACUACUCUGUAGUAAAAUCCAUUGUGUAUAAUACUCCUUGGUGUAUAAAGUAGUUGCCAGUGGGCAAGUGAAAAUAGCAGGGGGCAGGAUGACUGGGGGGGUGCGGGGAGUUGUAGUUGCACAGGUUGGUGCCCCCUGACUCUUCUGCUGUGCAGUUCAUUAGUCAUGUGACUAAGGUGUCAGUACAUACACAUGUAUGAUCCUCAUUAUGUUUAUUCAUUUAUAUUUGAUAAUUUUUUUAUGUGAUUCUGUGACCCCCCCUCCUGUGAAAUAAACUUCUUUAAAUGAU
This is a messenger RNA of Xenopus tropicalis (tropical clawed frog), 2553 nucleotides long. RefSeq lists its product as uncharacterized. The record is from RefSeq and is a predicted model, not a curated record. Bases 149 to 1342 code for a protein of 397 amino acids. The transcript has 13 exons. NCBI's taxonomy places the organism in Eukaryota, Metazoa, Chordata, Amphibia, Anura, Pipidae.